Messenger RNA from Melanaphis sacchari, 2003 nucleotides. RefSeq names its product single-stranded DNA-binding protein 3-like. Gene Ontology annotation, molecular function: single-stranded DNA binding; protein binding. NCBI's taxonomy places the organism in Eukaryota, Metazoa, Arthropoda, Insecta, Hemiptera, Aphididae. The record is from RefSeq and is a predicted model, not a curated record. The transcript has 14 exons. Bases 658 to 1863 code for a protein of 401 amino acids. Gene Ontology annotation, biological process: positive regulation of transcription by RNA polymerase II. Gene Ontology annotation, cellular component: nucleus.
GACGUCGUCUCUACCCGCUGCACCUCGAUCGUAGGUAAUACUCUAAUAUUUUUCUCCGCAUCGAUUUAAUUUUUCGGGGAGGAAAAUUAAUACAGUGUUUUUUAUUCUUUUAAAUAGAUUUUAUUUGUUUUACUCUUUCCGCGUUCAUUUUAUUACAUUCAGUUGUCCGUCCUUCUGUCCGUUCAUCAAUAAAAAUAUAAUAUAGUCACGACCGUAAACGUGUAUUUUAUUAGACGUUCGUACUCCUUAGACCGAGUGUAUGUACUUUGAAGCAAAACAAUUGUCGAAAUCGUGCGUUGUUUAUUAAGUUUGCAUCUCUGAAUCAUCGUGACCAACAAAUCAUUUUACGAAUCUUGAAUUCAUUUCGUAAAACGGCUGUUUGAAUCGUUUGAAUUGUAGUGUAUCUGAUAAUAACGAAAACAAGAAACUCGCAAUAAGUUAAAGUAAUUUUUUUCUUUAUCCGGCGCUGAUUUACAAAGUAACUGAUCAAGAACCGCAUAUAAGCUUUUUGAACGUGUCUGAAAACUUCCAUUAAAAUAUACACUACAAUGAUAACUAUUGUGCUUCUGUCAGUGUCUGCAUAGUGUUGCUUAUUUUGUUGCUGCCAUAAUUGCAGCUUUGUUUGAAGUUAAAGAUAUUAGACAAAUUUAAAUUGAGAUGUAUGCAAAAGGAAAGGGCGCAACAGUGCCAUCAGAUGCUCAGGCUAGAGAAAAGUUAGCAUUAUAUGUUUAUGAGUAUUUAUUACAUAUUGGAGCUCAGAAAGCAGCUCAAACAUUUUUAAACGAAAUUAGAUGGGAAAAGAAUAUCACAUUAGGUGAACCCCCAGGGUUCCUACAUUCUUGGUGGUGUGUAUUUUGGGAUUUAUAUUGUGCAGCUCCAGAACGCCGUGAUACAUGUGAACAUUCAAGUGAAGCUAAAGCAUUUCAUGAUUAUGGUUUUGUAAAUUCAGGUUAUGGUGUAAAUGGUAUUGCACAUAAUGCUGGACCUUCUCCUAGUCCUUUAGGACAAAUGCCUCCAAAUGAUGGAAUGCCAGGAGGUCCAAUGUCUGGUGGAUUUUUUCCAAAUGCAUCAAUGAGACCAUCACCUCCGAGUCAUUCUUCAGCACAACAAUCUCCUCAUUCUCAACCACCAUCACAUGGACAAAUGUUAUCAAAUCAGCCUUUUAUGGGUCCUCGUUAUCCAGGUGGUCCAAGGCCCGGAAUUCGCAUGUCACAGUUAGGAAAUGAUUUUAAUUCUCCUACAGGUCAGCCAAUGAUGCCUGGCCUGGAUCCUUUAAGACAAGGUGAAGCUGGAGAAUAUGUUGUAGGUUGGCAAGGAGGUAUGGGGCCAAUGAAUCCUCGUAUGAAUCCUCCUCGAGGUCAAAAUACUCAAAACAUGAGUCCAUUAGGAUCUUACAGCCCUGGAAUGCGUGGACCUCCUCCAAAUACAACAUUAGGCCCUGGUGGUGGUGGGCCAAAUAUGCCUUUAUCUAUGGGUGGACUUGUUGGAAGACCACAAUGGCAACCAAAUGCUAAUACUCCUAUGAGUUAUUCAUCAUCGUCACCAGGAGCUUAUGGAGAUUUUCCAAUGAAUAAUGCAUCAGAUAGUGGACCAUUAGGACCAAUGGGUCCUAAUACAAUGAAUUCGGUUUUGAAUGGCGAAGGACUAGAUGGUAUGAAAAAUUCACCUGCACCGGGUGGCCCGGGUACACCGAGAGAAGAUAGUGGAAGUGGCAUGGGCGAUUAUAAUUUAUCAGGAUUUGGAGGAGCGGGAGAAAAUGAUCAGAUUGAAUCUGCUGCAAUAUUGAGUUUAAAAGAAAGUAUGCAAGAGGAAGCCAAACGUUUUGAAAAGGAUUCUGAUCAAUCAGAUUAUUUCAUCCAAUAGUGAAAAAAUGAUGGUAUCUAAAAUUUUCACGUUGUAAAUUUAAAAUAACUCUCGCUAUAAAAAUCAGUGCAAUACAUGUUCAUCCCUGACAUAUUUUUUAAAUUUGAUAAUUCAUUACUAAUAGAGUGUAAAUAUUUAUG